Messenger RNA from Elaeis guineensis (African oil palm), 815 nucleotides. The record is from RefSeq and is a predicted model, not a curated record. Lineage: Eukaryota; Viridiplantae; Streptophyta; Magnoliopsida; Arecales; Arecaceae.
AUGCACCAAAUGCAUCCUAAAAGUAUUGUGUAUCCAGUGUUCCAUUCUCCUACAAAGCCCCAUGGUUUCAGGGAAAUAUCACAGGAGUACACUACAUGCAUGAGAGUGCUGGCCAUGGAUCUCCUUGCAGGAAUAUGGGAGAGCUUGGGACUAGAGGAGAGCAACAUGACCGCGGCCUUGGACCUCCACUCUUGCUUCCAAAUUUUCAUUGGAAAUUACUACCCACCAUGCCCACAGCCAGAGCUAGCCAUGGGCCUCCCUCCCCACUCCGACCAUGGCCUCCUUACGAUCCUCCUCCAAAAUGGCGUAGAUGGCCUCCAAUUGAAGCACAAAGGCAACUGGGUCAAUGUCAAGCCCCACCCCAACUCUUUCCUUGUCAACACCGGUGAUCACAUGGAGAUUAUAAGCAAUGGAAGGUAUAAGAGCGUGGUGCACCGGGCAGUGGUAAAUAGCAAAAGCACCAGGAUAUCGAUCGCAAAUGCGAUAGGGCCAUCGCUGGACGCAGUUGUUGUGCCUGCCAUGGAGUUGGUGAGUGAUGAGGGUAGUCCAGUGGCGUAUAAUGGCAUGAGAUAUAGGGAGUUUAUUGAGCAUCAGCAAGCUAACCCGCUCAAAGACAAGUCUGUUCUGGAUCGUAUAAGACUGUUGGGCAAGUAAUACCUGGAACAAUGGUUACGCUGUGCUUAUGAAUGUACGGGAGACAUAUUUGGAGACUGUUGUUUAUGCCUUACUCUUUACUAAGUUAACGUAUGCUAAAUGUCACAUCUGUAUCACGCUUAGAAGAUUUUCAAUGGUUUGCUACUGAAGACAAGUAACAA